Molecule: messenger RNA, 1347 nt
Organism: Aspergillus clavatus NRRL 1
Lineage: Eukaryota; Fungi; Ascomycota; Eurotiomycetes; Eurotiales; Aspergillaceae
Exons: 1
Coding region: 1-1347 (448 amino acids)
Source: RefSeq, a predicted model, not a curated record
AUGUCUUUCAACCAGACGUCCAACCCCGUCUAUCUGGGUCGCAUCCUCGUCGGACGGGCCAUCUCCCCGGUCCUCAAUGGCAGCCUCGCUCCCUCCCAACAAUGGUCCAUUCCUCCCGGUUUUUACACCCCCCAGCAACUGGUCCACGCGCUGUCCCCUCUCCUCGACACGGUGGCCCACCGUCUCGGCCCCGAUGCCGCCUACACAACCCCCGCCCGCGCCCUCCUCCUCGACAACAUUGCCGCCACUCUCUCGACCGGGCGCCGUGAAUCCGCCCUGCACUUCUCCCCGGAGAUCCUCAACGCCUCCCGCCGCGAGAUCAUGCACCAGGCGCAGCGGAUUGGCGCCCGCCUGCUCCGCUGGGCCCACGAAUACACCAGCCCCCCGCUCCCGGACCUGACCCUCCGCCAGCCCAGCGAGGGCCAUCCGCUCCUCCUGCAGACCGCCAAACUGCUCCUCGGCUGCCACAGCACCCCGAUGCUCGUCGACCUGUUCAACGAGUACAUCCACCAGAUCGUCCUGCUGCGAGACGCACUCCUUCCCUUUGAGAACUUCGCCGAGGUCAUCAUCCCCGUCCCCGCGGGAGGGGUCGGACUGCGUCAUCUCGAGCCCGCCAGGGCCCGGUUCGUAGCCGCGCUGUUCCAGAAGCAUGUGAAGCAUGCGUCCGUGGUGGCGUUCGCACGAGCGCUGCUGGCACCCACAUUGCCAGCCACCCGGACGGGCGGGUAUGGGUUCCAAUAUCCGCAAGGGGUGGUGAUGCCCGCCGUGCUGGCCGGCAGCGACGCGCUGCAUCUGCUACGAUAUGUCCCGGGGCGGGUGGCUCCGGUCGACGAGGUCCUCCUCUUCGACUACGCGUGGGACAACUCCGAUGCUGCCCCGCGGGUGCACGUAUCCGGGUCGCCCGUGGACCUGAUGGGGUUUCCGCAGGUGAUGGGGAGGGUCGGACGGGCUGGGUUGGCCGUGACGAGGGGAUCCGAUGCCGCCAUUGCGACGCUCCAGUUACGGCUGGAGGUGAGCGACGGGGACCCGGGAGUGGUCGACGUGGACGUGGGCCAGAUUGCGCGGGGGCACCGCUACGCAUGUCGAGCGCAACCGUCCGGGGUCGAACGGGCGCUGCCAGCGACGAUUCAUCAACCGCUGGAUCUCCUCCGGCAGACAGGGGAUCUGGUGACCGCCGCGGGAGGGCUCCAUGUGAUUCCCGUGGCGGAUCGGCUCGUGGCGCUGGCGCUGUUAGGGAGAGUGUAUCCGGAGAACGUGGUUCUGCUCCCACGGGAGGGUACGCUGGCGGAUGCAGACCGGUCCGGGAAGAGGUUGGAGCCGAAAUUUGUGAUCUGGGGGCUUCAAUGA